Messenger RNA from Bipolaris zeicola 26-R-13, 1239 nucleotides. RefSeq lists its product as uncharacterized. Lineage: Eukaryota; Fungi; Ascomycota; Dothideomycetes; Pleosporales; Pleosporaceae. The record is from RefSeq and is a predicted model, not a curated record. The annotation marks the transcript as partial. The transcript has 2 exons. Gene Ontology annotation, molecular function: heme binding; monooxygenase activity; oxidoreductase activity, acting on paired donors, with incorporation or reduction of molecular oxygen.
AUAAAUUAUACGCUAGACAGCAUACACGUUAUCACGGCUCCAACGCUGGCAAAUGGGCACUCUCUGCUUUCUUUUUUCAUAGUGCCUGCCAUAUGCAUUUACUUGGUAUACGCUCUAAGGACCAAUUGCACCAAACUUGGACUUCCUGUUGUCGGACAUAGGGCUUUCUGGGAGCCCAAAUGGCUUGUACGAUUGCGUUUCAUCCGCGGGAGUAGGUCGAUGAUCAAGGAAGGAUACGAAAAGUAUCGAGACUUGUUCGUGCUCCGCCGUGUGGGAGCAGAUGUGGUUGUUGUUGGUGAUAACAAGCUUCUUAAUGAGAUCCGAGCCCUCACCAACGAUGCUGUGCGCUCUGUCAAGCCUUUUCUCGACGACUUUGCUGGAGACUGGACAAAUGGAAACAUCUUUGAGACGAGCGACGUACAAACUCGCGUGUUGCAAACGAAGUUGACACCAAAUCUCAGCACCUUGGUUCCUAUCGUCCGAGAUGAGUUGCAAUAUGCUUUACAGAAAGAGCUUCCCCCGUGCGAUGGUGAAGACUGGGUAGAGCUGAAUUUGAUGGAUGUCUUCCCACGUAUAAUUUCUCGGCUGGUUGCACGCGUAUGGAUUGGUCCGGAUCGUUGUCGUGACGAAGACUGGCUCUUAACAACGGCACAAUACACAGAGAAUCUAUUUAUCACGGGGACCAUUCUACGCUUUGUUCCAAAAGUUCUACGCCCAGCCAUUGCUCCGAUGCUACCGACAUACCGACAGCUUCAUCGUAACGUUAAAGAUGCUGUGCGUAUUGUUGGUGAACUUGUCGCAGAGCGCGAGAGGGUCGAUACGCCAACAGCUCACCAAGAUGUCCUGCAAUGGUUACUCGAAGCUGCGAAUGACCAAGAGCGGAAGGUUGAAAACCUGGCCCAAUUGACUCUACUUUUAAGUCUGACGGCAAUUCAUACAACAGCAUUGACAAUGGCCCAAGCACUCUACGACUUAUGUGCUCGACCUGAACUCAUCCCUGAGAUUCGUUCCGAAAUUGUCAAUGCCCUUCAAGGGCCGCAGUAUCAGGGCAGCAGCUGGACCAAGAGCGCACUUGAUGAACUCCACCUUUUCGACAGCCUGCUCAAAGAAUCGCAGCGACAAAGUCCCGUUUUCCUGAUGACCUUCAACCGCAUUCUUCCAAAAGCCCUCACUCUUUCAAACGGAGUGCAUCUUCCGGCCGGUACUCGCAUCGCAGUACACCGAACACCAACUUUGUGA